UCUCUAUAGUAGUAUACCAUUAACAUUUUUCACUUCAUCUCUCUCUUUCUCUGAUCUGAUUUGAAUAUAUCAUUUGGAAAAUAUGAGGCGGAAAUGUAACUUGGAACUCUGCCUUUUUCCUACCAAUCACCCCAUGCUACAAGAAGAAGAAGAAGAAGAAGAAGAGAGUGAACCGAGUCCAAUGGAAAAUCAGCAACAGGCGUCACUGACCAUUUUCUAUGAUGGCAAGAUGUGUGUUACUACUGAUGUCACAGAGUUUCAGGCCAAAUCCAUCUUAAUGCUAGCAAAUAAAAAGGAACAAGAAAAAGUGAAGACACCAACAGGGUCAGUGCCAACAACACCAACAAUUGUAGAAUCUCCUCAUCAAUUGUAUAGCCCUGGACCUGGUCUUUCAAUGAAGAGAUCUUUGCAACGUUUUCUACAGAAAAGAAAGAAUCGGAUCCAAGAAACAUCUCCAUAUAAUCACUAGCAAAAUCAAAUUAAUUUUUCCUUUUUUACUAUAGUAUAGCCUAUUUUGUAGUUAGGAUCAGUUAUUUUCUUCUCAUUUUUUAGUUAAAUAUUGUUAAUUUGAAAUAUCAGCUUCCAAAUUUUUAUCCAAUCAA
This is a messenger RNA of Trifolium pratense (red clover), 602 nucleotides long. Its product is annotated as protein TIFY 5A-like. Gene Ontology annotation, biological process: response to wounding; regulation of defense response; regulation of jasmonic acid mediated signaling pathway. Lineage: Eukaryota; Viridiplantae; Streptophyta; Magnoliopsida; Fabales; Fabaceae. The coding region runs from base 83 to 469 and encodes 128 amino acids. The transcript is spliced from 3 exons. The record is from RefSeq and is a predicted model, not a curated record. Gene Ontology annotation, cellular component: nucleus.